Molecule: messenger RNA, 507 nt
Organism: Panicum virgatum (switchgrass)
Lineage: Eukaryota; Viridiplantae; Streptophyta; Magnoliopsida; Poales; Poaceae
Exons: 2
Coding region: 1-507 (168 amino acids)
Biological process (GO): regulation of DNA-templated transcription
Molecular function (GO): DNA-binding transcription factor activity; DNA binding
Source: RefSeq, a predicted model, not a curated record
AUGGCGAUGGCGAUGGAGUGGAGCCAGGGGAGCGUGGGAGCAGGGAAGCGCGAGCAAAGCUCAGUACGGGAUACGAUGGCGCCGCCAGGCAAGUGGUACGGCGCCCUACGCCAGCAGGUGCCGCAUGGAAAGUGGAUGGCAUAUGUCUACGACCUGAACCGGAAGGAGGCGAUAUGGCACAGCUUCUUCCACACAGCCGAGGAGGCCAAGCAGGCCCUUGACUUAACUGCGCUUGGCCUUCACGGCAACCGCACCAACCUCAACUUCUACGGUUCAGCAGCGCCGCCGCCGCCGAUGUCCGGGGCUGCGGCUUUGGAAUCUUAUUGGCAACAGGGAGACGGUGCAGGGUACUCGCACCCAGGGUACAUGCCCUGGCAGAGUGGUGGCAACAAGCGCGAGACGCAGGGCCCGGAGUACAUAUUCUGGCAGGGUGGUGACGACGAGGGCUUGAGUUCUCAGUUUUCAGAGUUCCAUCACUGGCAGCAUGGGAAGGGCCAUUCGCGGUAG